Achroia grisella is the source of this 1896-nucleotide messenger RNA. RefSeq names its product dihydrolipoyl dehydrogenase-like. The record is from RefSeq and is a predicted model, not a curated record. Gene Ontology annotation, cellular component: oxoglutarate dehydrogenase complex; mitochondrion. Bases 82 to 1548 code for a protein of 488 amino acids. Gene Ontology annotation, molecular function: dihydrolipoyl dehydrogenase (NADH) activity; flavin adenine dinucleotide binding. The transcript is spliced from 12 exons. Lineage: Eukaryota; Metazoa; Arthropoda; Insecta; Lepidoptera; Pyralidae.
UUUGACAUUCGUUUGAGCCGAUAGCCAGGGCUCCGAAUCUACCUUUUAUCUAUUAAUUAUUAGUGAAAAACAUAAUUUGGAAUGGGUUAUAAAUUUCUAAACCUCGCUUCCUCGUCACUAAGGGUUAGUGGCUUUCGAAUUGCUACCAGACAUUAUGCAACAACCCAUGAUGCAGACAUAGUGGUAAUUGGUUCCGGACCUGGUGGCUAUGUAGCUGCCAUCAAAGCUGCCCAACUUGGCAUGAAGGUGGUGUCUGUAGAGAAAGAUCCUAGUCUUGGAGGAACAUGCCUAAAUGUAGGCUGUAUUCCAUCAAAGGCUUUGCUUCACAACUCACACCUGUAUCACAUGGCGAAACAUGACUUCAAACAUAGAGGCAUCAAUGUCUCUGACAUCAGUUUUGAUUUUAAAGCCAUGAUGGAUUAUAAGGCAAAUGCAGUUAAAGGUCUUACUGGUGGUAUUGCUAUGUUGUUCCAGAAAAACAAGGUGAACCUUGUACGUGGAGUAGGAUCCAUAGUUGCCCCAAACAAGGUAGAAGUCAAAGGUGAACAGGGUGUUGAGACUGUGAACACAAAGAACAUUCUUAUUGCAACUGGCUCUGAAGUUACACCCUUCCCUGGUGUUACGCUUCAGACCCAGGGGAAGCUGGAGGCAAGUGAGGUCAGGUUUGCUUCAGGCCUGCUGCUGUGUUGGGGAACCCACGUUUCACUACCGUAUAGUAGAACUAGUCUAACUGCUGUUUUAUACACCUUGCCUUUUGCCUUUAAUUUCUCAGGUGUGGGUAUCGACGGCGAAGUAGGAAAGACACUGCAAAAAAUUCUUACUAAACAAGGCAUGAAAUUCAAACUGGGUACUAAAGUGAUGGGUGUCAAGAAAGAGGGAAGCACUGUCAAAGUUGACGUAGAGGCAGCAAAGGGCGGCAGUAAGGAAACGCUGGAAUGCGAUGUGGUUCUCAUUUCUAUUGGACGCCGUCCAUACACUAAAGAUCUCGGUCUGGAUAAAGUUGGCAUCGCUCUGGAUGAUCGCGGCCGCGUACCUGUCAAUAACAAGUUCCAGACUACCGUACCUGGAAUAUAUGCAAUUGGCGAUGUAAUACAUGGUCCCAUGUUGGCCCAUAAGGCUGAAGAUGAAGGCAUUGUCUGUGUUGAGGGUAUCAAGGGCUUGCCAGUUCAUUUCAACUAUGAUGCUAUUCCAUCUGUGAUUUACACAUCACCUGAAGUCGGCUGGGUCGGAAAAAGUGAGGAGGAUCUAAAGAAGGAGGGUAAAGCAUACAAAGUAGGCAAAUUCCCAUUCCUAGCCAACUCGAGAGCAAAGACCAAUGGGGAAACAGAUGGUUUUGUAAAAGUGUUAUCCGACAAGUCUACAGACGUCAUUUUAGGAACACACAUUAUUGGACCCGGCGCCGGCGAAUUAGUCAACGAGGCUGUACUAGCCCAAGAAUAUGGGGCUGCUGCAGAUGUAGCAAGAGUAUGCCACGCACAUCCCACAUGUGCUGAAGCCCUGCGCGAGGCAAACUUGGCCGCGUAUGCUGGAAAACCGAUCAACUUCUAAUUUUAGAUGUAAUUGUACAAAUAAUAAAUGUUAACUCACAACAUCCGAGUCGUGUUAGUAAUGUAUUCUAAUUAAGUUGGUCUGCCUUAAGGAAUCUUGUAUGAAUCUGAGUUGAACAGUUUUGGAUAUUAAAGUAAUUUAUGUCGUCGUAUUACGCCUUUUGUAAAUCACUCAUCUUAAAAGUUUAUUUUGAAUGUGUUCUAUGCGAAAUCUUUUUAUUUAUUGUAAUCAGACACAACUGAUUAUGUGAUAUUUGUUUUUAAAAUAUUUAUUUCUGAAAUGUUAUUUUGUGUACUAUAUAAUUUCAUUCCGUUAUGUUGAGAACAACGUCCUUGAUAUAACAUUUAC